This is a messenger RNA of Symbiodinium pilosum, 1071 nucleotides long. The record is from the annotation of a GenBank genome assembly. NCBI's taxonomy places the organism in Eukaryota, Dinophyceae, Suessiales, Symbiodiniaceae.
AUGCGACCGACGAGCCUCAGGGCCGCUGCCAUUCGAUGGGUGGAGACAAAGGCUGCUGAGCUGCACGGCGUUUCCGUGCUUGGCUCCUCUCCUGCUUUGGUCUGGGCGCACGGCCUGGGAGGCAGCUGCGAGGCUGACAACGCCCGUGGCCUGCAGCAUAUCUUGAACCCUGCCAAGCUUGGCAAUCGAACAGUUCUCCGCCUGGACUUGCGCGGCCAUGGGCGUUCAGCGGACGCGCACGACCCUGCAAGGGGCUUUGAGCAGUACACUUGGCCGGAGCUGGCCAAGGAUCUGAGGCGAGCUGCAGCAGAGUCCGUCUCUCGGUGCUUCUACGGCGGCGAGGGCUUGGGAGCGGCCGUGGCUUUGCACGCAGCAGUUGCCGCCACAGCCACGGGCUCCGUGGACGCCCCGCCGGGCCUGGUGCUGAUGCGGCCACCAAAGGCUCUGUCGCAGGUUGCUCGGGGCGAGGUAGAUACCGCAUGGCAGGAAAAUCUACGACGCUUCGCUUCGCUGCUAGAGAGUCAAGGCUUUGAGGCCCUGGAGGGGCAGGAGAGGGAGGAUGCGCAGCCUCUGCUUAAUGGCGCUUCAGCGCUUUUCGUGGAGCCAGCUGGGGUCACUGGACUCUGUACGAAGCUCACUUUGUUCGAUGCGACGUACCAUGGGACAGGCCUGGGAGGGCUGACCCCUGGCUGUCCGGUACUCCUCCUGGCCGUGGCCGGAGAUGCGGAACAUCCAGUCCAGGCAGCGGAGGAACUUGCAAAGGCCCUGCCAGAUGCCGAUUUGGAGGCAGCCUCCGGGCAGCAGGAGCUCUUGAAGCAUUGCAGCAUGACUUGCCGUGAGGUCGCUACUGACCUUGCGUGUCUCUGCUGCAAUGUCGACCAGGCAAAGCCACAAGGUCUCUUCAGGAAGCCAAAUCAAGAGAACACCUGCAGCGUGACCGACCUACCCUUCAACUGGGAAAACUUGUCUGAGGAACAAGUCCAGACGAGUGGGCAAGAACAUUUUCCCAAUUGUCUGGCCAAGGCAAGCACGAGCCGCAUGGGCCGAGCGCAUCAAUGGUUUCCUUCGUAA